AUGGCUUCCAGACCGUCUCUCCCAGAGGAGGAUCUCUCCUGUCCUGUGUGCUGUGACAUCUUCAAGGAUUCUGUCCUCCUGUCGUGUAGCCACAGCGUCUAUAAAAUCUGUCUGUAGGAAUACUGGAAAGGGAAUGAGUGUAAGGAGUGUCCAGUUUGCAGGAGUAGAUCGUCAAGACACAAACCUCCAUGUAACCUGGUUUUAAAAAACCUGUGUGAGGCCUUCUUACAGGAGAGAAGUCAGAGAGCUUCAAAAGAGUUGCUCUGCAGUCUGCACAGAGAGAAACUCAACCCAUUGGUCACACACUGGUUGAAUCAACAUUGUUUCCACGUCAUUUCAAUGAAAUUACAUUGAACCAACGUGGAAUAGACGUUGAAUUGACGUCUGUGCUCAGUGGAAAGCUCUUCUGUCUGGAGGAUAAACAGCCUGUCUGUUUGGUGUGUCAGACUUCCAGAAAACACACAAACCACAAGUCAAGUUCUGUUCCAUAGAUGAAGCUGCACAGGUUAAGAAGGUAAUAAGCAAACUAUAAAUAUGAACUCAGGUCCUCAAGGGUCAUUAUGUAUUCUGGUCUUUGCCUUUUUAUCAGAGCAGGUUAAUCAUGUUUAUGGACUCGUUCUCUAUAGCCUUAAACAACAUUAAUCAAUCAAUUGGAGAAAUCAGUCUAUUGACGCACCCGUACAUAAAUCUAAGUAACAUAAUAAAAAAAUCCCCAUAAAAAUCAGUCAGUUUAGGCUAGAGCGUCUCAAUCUACUGCAUCCGCCUAUGUCGGCCUACAGCAUCUGCGGUGGAAGGUGGCCGAGCUACAGCGGUGUUUGUCAGACCAUGAGACAUCCCGAAAAUCCCGAAAAUCUGUCUUCUCACGAAAACGGCUGUAGCGUCCGAUCGGUUUGGCUACAAUUAUGACCACUCUAUGGAAAGGGGAGACUCUCACGAACAUGAUGGUGUGCUCUACCACCCCACAAGCCGUACGGGACUCAUCUGAAGGUAACCCAUACAAACAAAGAUAUUUCCUGAGCUUUCUUAUAUCUUCUAGAUAUAGGACAGACACUUCAAAACUUUAUUCUUUAUGAUACAUUUUUGACUGUCUCUUUUACCAUGUAUGGAUGUGUUAUUCAAUGCAUUUCUAUGGGCUAUAGUAGUGAAGGCCAAAUUAAAUAUUUUAUCAAAUCAUUUUUCUAUAUUUGUUUUUGAUACCUAAAGGGGUCCUAAAAUUCAAACUCAAAUAGCUAAAAGACCCAUGGUAUGACCAUCUUAAAACAAUUCCAUAAGUUAGCUUAGUAUCCCCCAACGGCUUAGACUUUUAGAGGUUUUAAGCGCUGUGAAGAUAAUGGUUGUGCACCCCUGGGAUAUGACACUGAUCAAUUUAAUCUUUCAGUAAAGUAAGGUUUAAUUUCAGGCUAAACUCAAGACUGGACUUUGGACCUUAUAGGAAAAGCUGGAGAUCUUUUAUGAAGUUAAAUUAACUUGUGAUCAAACGGUAGAGCAUAUAAAGGUGAGAAAGCUGAGUGCUGCUAUGAUAAAACUUUUUGAUUAUAUAGUGAAUAAAUGCCUCAUUGACUAAACAAGUAAUUUGAUUAGAUAAUGGCCUGACUGAUUUUACACCUGGAAUGUAUUUAAACCCUGUUUCUGUUUGAGGGGCGUCUGCUCACGAUAGCGCCACAUUUGAGUUUUUGCCCUAUCACUACACAGCUGAUUCUAAUAAUCAACUCAUCAUCAAGCUUUGAUUAUUUGAACAGCUGUGUAGUGCUAGGGCAAAAAACUAAAUGUGCACCCCUUGGGGUCCCCAGGGCCAAGUUUGGGAAAUGCUGGUCCAGUGGUUUGGUGGUUCCUUGCCGCAUGGAGUCUUGUGAGUUUGACGAUCUGUUUUAAAUUGCAUGGUUUGUGAAUGUGUUCCUGAACCAGAGCGAAAGGCCACUGCUGAAAAUGUAUACUUGUUAAACCAUGUUUUAAAGGCCCAGUGCAGUCAAAAAUGUGAUUUUCCUGUGUUUUAUAUGUAUUUCCACACUGAGGUUGGAAUAAUAUUGUGAAAUUGUGAACAUUAUGAUAAUGCCCUUUUAGUAUAAGAGCUGUUUGAUAAGAACACCUUACAUUUCAGCCUGUUUUGGUGGGAUGGAGUUUUGGCUUUCAAAGUGACAUCACCAUGCAGUAAAUUAGUUAAUAGACCAAUAACAGCAAGUUUCCCCAAUAACAGCACAUUUUCAGUGUUCCCUUCCCCACUCAGACCCCUCCCAGAGAGUCCUAGCAAAAGUCUUGCUUGAGAAAUUGCCCUUUGCUAAGAAGCUAUUUGUUUCUUUUAGGCCAUUGUAAUAAUAUAAUUUUACUGCAGUGGGCUAAAUCAGGGUCAGUGUUUCUUGGUAGUCUUAAACAAAUCUACUUUGAAACAAAAGUACACACAUGGUUAUGGGCUUUAAAACAUGAAGACACCUGUACCAUGUCAGAUAUAGAGUUGAAAUGUAUUCAAUUUUGAGUUUGCAUCCCAAUAUUACACUUUAUAUACAUCACAGAAGACUGAAAUAUAACAAAACCAUUUGACAUAGAAACACAGGAUUUUCUGAAAUAAUGUUUAAUAAUUAUGAACAAUAUGAAUAACAUUACACCCAUGAGGUCACUAGGUCAUUUGACUGCAGGACAGGCUACUUGAAAACAAUCACAGUAAGGUACUUAAUUGUUACACAGAAAUGAUUUUAUAUUGAGAUAAAAACAGCUGCAUUGAACCUUGAAUAUAUUCAAUAGUUAAACUGUUUGCCUCUACUUCACUCGGCCUGCUCAACCCAGAUCCAAACAAUCUGUUACAUUUUCCACCUUUUGACGGAUACUCUGUCUUCAGAGCCAGGUCCAGCACACCGAGAAGCUGAUUAAGGAUGAGUUUUAGAAACAUCACCAGUUUCUACGAGAUGAAGAGGCAAGCAGGAUAGCUGCUCUGAGGGAGGAAGAGGAACAGAAGGGUCAGAUGAAGAUUGAGGAGAUGGGAAGAGAGGUAUCAUGACUUUCUGACACAAUCAGAGCCAUAUGUGGAGAGUUGAGCACUGAAGAUAUUUCAUUCCUGAGGUAAGAACCAACAUCUUUUUCCUUGGUAGACAUUAUUUAGAUUUGUUUGAUUGAUAACUAUGUUGAUAAUAUUGAUAAACUGCUAUGUUGUUCCUCUACAGAACUACAAGGCCACCUUGAAAAGGUACGCUGCCUCCUGUCUCUCUGCUUUCUGUAGUUCUGAACCCAACCCCACGGCAGCACUGACUCCUGAAUGUUUUUCCAGAGCACACUGCCAGAUCCAGAGAGGGUUUCAGGAACGCUGAUAGACGUGACCAAACACCUGGAGAACCUGAAGUUCAAAGUCUGGGAGAAGAUGCAGGAGAUGGUUCAGUACAGUAAGUGUUGUUUUGUGAUUACAUAAUGGAAAUUACAUUUUCUAAUAGAAAGAGGUGCACUCGCACACACACACCUUCGCUGGAAAUUACAGUAUACAUUCUUCUGAAAACCAUAUCAAAAAACAAAGGAAACAUGUUUGUCUUGUUUUACAUUUUACAAGGUUCUACACAGUUCUCUGUUUAGCUCCCGUGACUAUGGGUCCCAACACUGCUCACCCACGUCUCAUCCUAUCUGAUGAUCUCACCAGUGUGAGAUACAGUAGAGUAGAGAAACGGUCACAGCUAUCCGGGAUCCUUAGGAUGUCCCUACCCUAAACCCUAACCUUUUUAAAUUUCAACUUCAAUGGGGGGUAGGGAUAUCCCAAGGAUCCCAGAUAGCACGGACCGUAGAGAAACACAGCAGCUUCCUGACAACCCAGAGAGAUUGGAUGAAAUGAUCCUGAGCUCGGAGGGCUUUGACUCAGGGACACAGUUGUGA
Coregonus sp. 'balchen' is the source of this 3846-nucleotide messenger RNA. Lineage: Eukaryota; Metazoa; Chordata; Actinopteri; Salmoniformes; Salmonidae. The record is from the annotation of a GenBank genome assembly.